AUGACAGCUUAUGGUCAUUUGCCUGGCGAAGCAAUUGAAUGUCUCAGUAUUCCUGUUGAAUUGCAUAAACAGCAAAUAAUUGAUGAAUUCGGGCAAAUGGUGAUUCGAGUUGGUUUUCGAAUUGGCGGCGGAAUCGAUCAAGAUCCAACAAAAGCCCCCUACAAAUAUCCGGAUGCUGGAAUUUAUAUAACGAAUGUGGAACCUGAUUCACCAGCGUCGGAAGCGGGAUUGAGGAAACAUGACAAGAUUUUGCAGGUAAAUUUAUAAAUAAUGGAAUUUUGUUAGAGUUUGGACUUACACAUCGAGAGCUGAAACUUGAAUUAGAGUGCACUUGACCUUACGCAAUACAACAGCUCGCUAGACCUCAAAUUUUCUAGUAGAUCAAAAAUAUUUCUCUCCAAAAAUACUGUAGCUCUAUUCAGCUUUUCUUCCCUUUCUCAAACUCUCGAAUUGUACGUUUCAAAUUUUUAAUAUAAUUUUCCAGGUGAAUGGAAAUGAUUUCACAAUGAUGACACAUGAUCGAGCUGUAAAAUUCAUCAAACAAUCAAAUGUUCUUCAUAUUCUAAUUGCUCGAGCUGAUCUUCCACCAGUUAGCUCACAUUAA
This is a messenger RNA of Caenorhabditis angaria, 604 nucleotides long. NCBI's taxonomy places the organism in Eukaryota, Metazoa, Nematoda, Chromadorea, Rhabditida, Rhabditidae. The record is from the annotation of a GenBank genome assembly.